Messenger RNA from Vanessa atalanta (red admiral), 1536 nucleotides. RefSeq names its product proton-coupled amino acid transporter-like protein CG1139. The record is from RefSeq and is a predicted model, not a curated record. Gene Ontology annotation, biological process: amino acid transmembrane transport. Gene Ontology annotation, molecular function: amino acid transmembrane transporter activity. Lineage: Eukaryota; Metazoa; Arthropoda; Insecta; Lepidoptera; Nymphalidae. The transcript is spliced from 9 exons. The coding region runs from base 111 to 1514 and encodes 467 amino acids. Gene Ontology annotation, cellular component: vacuolar membrane.
GCGAAGGCUGCUUGAAGCAUCUUUAUAAUUGAUACAAAUGUCGCCUCUUCACAUUCGAAGUCGUUUCAUAGUGUCUGUGGAUAAAUUUGGUUUUUAUUAUUGAUGUAAUUAUGGAAAUGAAUUCGAAUCACCUAUCCGAGACACAGACUCAAAUCGAAUUUGAUCCAGCAUCCAAACCGCCUCCGCAACCACCGCCAGAUGACGGAACUAGACGAAGAUUUGUGCUCCAUUCCGAGAAAGAGCCUUACGAUUUCGUUGCCCACAGACAGAUCGCGAAACCAACAAAUACAUUAGAGUCCACUGGACAUUUAAUAAAGGGCUGCCUAGGGGGUGGCAUACUCGGCAUACACGAGGCAUACAUGAAGUGUGGCAUUUGGACAUCGUUAUUUAUCACUAUUAUAUUUGGAGUCUACAUCGCGUACUGUGUAAAUCUACUCGUAAAGUCAGCACAGACGUUGUACAAAAGGCUACAUCUACCACAGAUGUCGUAUCCAGAUCUCGCAGAAGCUUCCCUAGAAGUUGGACCCUUUCCUAGUUUGAAAAAGUACAGCAAAUGGUUCAGAUACGCAGUGGAUUUAACGAUAUGCAUCGAUCUCUUCGGCGCUUGCUGCGUAUACCAGAUAAUAAUAGCAAAGACCAUCAAAGAAGUCGUGGAAAGUACAACAGAUGUCCCCGUGGGUGACCAGAACACAUUGAGACUCUACAUACUGACUCUACUCAUUCCAGUUCUACUUCUCUGUAUGAUAACAACGCUGAAGUAUCUAGCGCCAUUUUCUCUAUUGGCGGAUGCGUUUAUAGUGGCCUGUGUUGUCGCUACAGUUGUUUAUGGCUACCAAAAAGCACCGCCCUUGUCUUCUGUACCAGCGUGGAAGGACGCAAUUGGAUUCUUUGAAUUCUGCGGCAUCGUUAUCUUUAGUAUGGAGGGCGUUGGAGUUUCUCUACCAAUUGAGAAUAACAUGAAGGACCCAACAAAGUUUCCUUUAAUAUUAUGUUCUGGAAUGGUCGUAGUUGUUUCUUUUCUAAUGUUGGUGGGAUUCUUUGGAUAUUGGGGUUUUGGAGAAAAUUCAAUUUCACCCGUAACGUUAAACUUUCCCACUACAACAUUUCCAACUAUCCUCAAAUGUUUGAUGGGCGUGAUGAUAUUCAUAACGUUCGCUCUGAACUUCUGGGCACCUUUCAACCUGGUCUGGUUCUACGUGUCCAAGAAACACGAUCCAAGUAGACACUGGUUGUGGGAAAGAAUUUACAGAGCCACGUUCGUUGUAAUGAUAACAGCUAUUGCGAUUGCAUUUCCCAAUAUUGGGAAUCUAAUGGGUCUGUUGGGUGCAUUUUGUUUAUCGAAUAUGGGAUUCAUAUUCCCUGCUCUGAUAGAUUUGCUCGUAAUAUGGGAGAGUCCUGGUCUAGGAAAAUGGAAAUGGCGUCUGUGGGUUAAUGUUCUUGUUAUUUUGUUGGGGAUAUUAUUAUUUGUAGCUGGAACUUAUUCUAAUGUUAAAGGUUUAAUAGUCAAUUUGUAAAUAAAUAUAGUGUUUAUAUAUA